CACAAUAAUAAAGUCUUUUUGAUUACAUUUGUACAUUUUUGAGUGUACAAUUUUUUUACCAUUUAUCCGAUUCCCUAUUAUUGACACUGUUUGGUAUUUUGAAAAAAAACCCUUUGAAUAUGAGUUUGAAAAUGAUUCAAAAUUUUCCCAGUGGCAACGUUUACAGUUGAACAGUUGAUUUAAUUUUUUUAAUUUACACUGUGAAAGAUAUGAGCAAAGUAAUUAUCAUGUUAAUCAUCAUAACAAAUCUACCUUUUGAUUCAGAAGGAGCAUUGGAGUGUGGAUUACGACAAAGUGCUCGUGCUAAAGCAAAAAGACGGACUACAAGAGAGGCCAGUUUGAAUAAUAGUGUUCAUUCACAUUUGGUUCGUGAAAGUGACAUGGAAAUAGAUUUGGAAGUUGAUUUGCAAAGUUCAUCAAAUGGUACUUCAGAUGGUCAACCUUUUGCCGCAAUAGUUGGUGGCUCAUAUGCAGUUCCAGGUGACUUUUGCUGGCAAUGUUCAUUAACUCUAAAUGGACGAGCACAUUGCGGAGCAACUAUAAUCAAUGAACGAUAUGUGCUUUCUGCUGCUCAUUGUUUAACCGGUCCAGGUAAACUUGCAGUUAGAGCUGGAGGUUUGUUUUGGUAUAGUGGAGUAACUUAUCCAGUCUCUCGGAAAAUUGUUCAUCCUGGUUACAGUUCAACCUUAAUGAAUGAUGAUAUUGGAUUGCUUGAGCUGGCUGAACCCAUACGCUUUACCAGUGGAACUCGCAAUGGGAAUGGCGCUAUUUGCUCUGCUUGCCUGCCUGAGCAAGGCCAAGAAUUUACUGGUAAUUCAAUUGCAUCCGGAUGGGGAGCAACACGCGAAGGUGGCUUUAAAUCGGAUAAGAUGAGAUGGGUUCAAUUGGCUUUACUUCGAUCGGACGUUUGUGCUAAAGCAUAUCCUCACUAUAGGUCGAAAACUGAGAUAUGUGCAGGAUUUGUGACCGGAGGACGAGAUACAUGCCAGGGUGACUCGGGUGGACCUUUGGUUAAAUUUGCAAAAAUGAAUCCAGAAGACAAAGAGAAAAGAUCAUUUGUGAUUGGAAUUGUUUCAAACGGAAACGGCUGUGCAAGAGCUGGUUAUCCAGGAAUUUACACUAAAGUAUCAGAAUAUGUCAAUUGGAUUCAAAGUCAUAUGAAAAAAGGGUGAAAGUUAUUGCCAACAAAUAAAAUCAUCGUAAUUGAUUUAUUUUUUGAUCAUUUACUAACGUGUCUAGUUUAUUAAUGAUGUGAAUCAACAAAAAUAUAUCGCGUUACAAAGAGCUAAAUUUAGUUACUGACCGUUCAUUUUCAAUUAAACAAAUUACAUUGUAAUUGAUUGAAAUUUUCAAAAAAAAUUGUGAUAAAAAUACCUAAAAAUAUGAAAUAGUGAAUUAAUAAUAAACAAUUGAUUCAUUCUUGUUAUACCAAUCAUUGAGUAACGCAACAAACUUGGAUCUUUUCAUCAAAAUUUCUUGCUCUAUAAACUGACCAACAUUUUCAGACCUCCAUUUACAUAACAUUUUAGGCCCAUUGUUAGAGAGAUACAUUGGAGGGAUACUAAAAACAG
Molecule: messenger RNA, 1571 nt
Organism: Tetranychus urticae (two-spotted spider mite)
Lineage: Eukaryota; Metazoa; Arthropoda; Arachnida; Trombidiformes; Tetranychidae
Product: trypsin-1-like
Biological process (GO): proteolysis
Molecular function (GO): serine-type endopeptidase activity
Source: RefSeq, a predicted model, not a curated record